Anopheles arabiensis is the source of this 1701-nucleotide messenger RNA. RefSeq names its product serine protease HTRA2, mitochondrial (gene HtrA2). Lineage: Eukaryota; Metazoa; Arthropoda; Insecta; Diptera; Culicidae. Gene Ontology annotation, biological process: programmed cell death; positive regulation of apoptotic process; proteolysis. The record is from RefSeq and is a predicted model, not a curated record. The coding region runs from base 270 to 1571 and encodes 433 amino acids. The transcript has 3 exons. Gene Ontology annotation, molecular function: protein binding; serine-type endopeptidase activity.
CCUACUCCAGUAACUGAGCCCGAACCUGCUUCCGUAGCGAAUGUGAAUGUCAGCAAAUAACGGCAAAGCGCAACAGCAGCUCUAGUUUGCAUUUCGUCUACAAACGCACCCGCAGCAAAACGUAAACACAACAAACGCCCGUACGUCAAAACAAACCACCCUGCCCGGUGAGCUGUCAAAAGUGCGUUGCAUCGUCGGCCCGAGCCGUGCUUGCGGAUUGCUUUGCCGAAGCCCGUACGACAAACUCACACACACACACACACACCAUCAUGCACUGUGCCUUGAGACGACCCGCCCUCUUUCUUCAGCGCCGGCUGCUGGCGGUAGUGCAGCUGGCGUCCCACAACAACCUCCGCACGUUCGGUGGAACGGGACAGCACGGGCGCAGUGACGGUUCCGGCGAGCAAAGUGACUCCUGGAGCACGCAGAAGGUCGGCCUCACAGCAACGCUUGCACUGGCCGGCAUGUUCGGGCUGCUCGCCUACAACACCCGGCCCGACCAGAGCAAACGGAAAGCCACCGGCUGGCCAGCGUUCGGUUUCCUCCCCACCGUCAGUGCGAAAACGAGCGCGGCCGCGGGCAACCGGCAGCAGUACAACUUCAUUGCGGACGCGGUGGAAAUAUCUGCGCCCGCGGUGGUGUUCAUUGAGAUCCGGGACCGGCAGCGGGUGGACUUUUUCACUCGCGAGCCGGUGACGGUGUCGAACGGGUCCGGCUUCAUCAUCGAGCGGGACGGGCUGAUCCUCACGAACGCGCACGUGGUGGUGAGCAAACCGCACACGCUGGUCACGGUGCGGCUCACGGACGGGCGCACCUUUCCCGGGCAGGUCGAGCACGUCGACCCGACGUCCGAUCUGGCGACGGUGCGCAUACGGUGCGACAAUCUGCCCACGCUCCGGCUCGGCAGCUCGGCCGAUCUGCGGCCUGGCGAGUGGGUGGUCGCGCUUGGCAGUCCGCUCGCGCUGAACAACACGGUGACGGCGGGCGUGGUCAGCUCGACACAGCGUGCCUCCCAGGAGCUGGGGCUGCGCGGCAAGGACAUCAACUACAUCCAGACGGACGCGGCGAUCACGUUCGGCAACUCGGGCGGCCCGCUGGUCAACCUGGACGGGGAGGCGAUCGGCAUCAACAGCAUGAAGGUGACGUCCGGCAUCAGCUUUGCCAUCCCGAUCGAUCACGCGAAAGCGUUUCUGCGCAAGAUUCAAGAAACGGCGGGGACGGCCGGCGGCCGGCGGCUGUCGAGCGGUGCGCCCAGCUACCGGCGCUACAUCGGCAUCACGAUGCUGAGCCUGACGCCGGACAUACUGCACGAGCUGCAGCAGCGCAACCACAACUUUCCACCGACCGUGCGGGGCGGCGUGCUGGUGUGGAAGGUCAUCCAAGGAUCGCCGGCGCACAGCGGUGGCCUACAGCCGGGCGAUAUUAUAACGCACAUCAACGGGAAGGAGAUAAACAGUUCUGGCGACGUGUACGAGCUGCUGGCGGCGCAGGAGAAAAAGCUCGCCAUCACGAUCUAUCGCGGGCAGCAGCCGGCCACCGUGCACGUUUUCCCCGAGGACACGACCGCGUAGGCUUUCGCGACUUUACUUUAAAUUUUACUUAUUACUUUUAAUAGAAGCAUCAUAACGGUUGUUUUGCAAGGCCAGUGCUGCAAAAUGUCACUGUCAAUGUCAUAAAAAAUGCUGACUGCAACAAAAUCCA